This is a messenger RNA of Peronospora matthiolae, 1701 nucleotides long. The record is from the annotation of a GenBank genome assembly. Lineage: Eukaryota; Oomycota; Peronosporomycetes; Peronosporales; Peronosporaceae.
AUGGCCGGGAGACUGGACUUGGAGGCGCGACUGCGCGCUCUACGCGCCAACAAGCGCCCGUCAACGUCGGUUCCCGCUCCCUCUUCUGCCCCUGUCUCUUCCCGUUCAGCUACUGACUCGUUUUCGUCCUCCGCAAGUGGAUUUCGCUCCAUUCCGACCAAACUUCCCACCCCAGUAAAGUGUAACCAAGAUGAGUACGGACCUAUUCGCUGCUAUUCUUCCGUACCCUCCAAUGAUGGGUACCUGCUGUUUCCGCGUACCCCUAGCUCGUUGGAUAACAUGCCGGAUUUUACGCAGUCGGGGGCACGUCAAGGAGCUCUGGAACUGGUUAAAGUACCGGAUAAAGGGCUGCAGGAUGGAGCGACUGAGUUAGUCGGUCCGGAGUACGAAGAAGCGGUGAAAGUGGCUCAAUAUGCUAUGGACAAGGAGCGCAGACAGAUGCCACAUGCAGCAAUUGACGCUUAUAUUCGAGCGGGACAGAUCCUCAUUGAGCUGGGCAGACGACAGGCCGUGCCGUAUCUACAGACGGUAGUGAAAGCUAAAGCUCUGGAUCUCUUGCAACGUGCUGAAGCGCUGUCCGAGUGGACGAACGAUGUCUUGGCAAAGGAUUCGAGUCAAGAAGCGCUGGCAGCAGCGUAUCAGCAGUCACAGCGGAAUCGCACCAGGUCGCUUUCCGAAAAGCAGAAACUCGUGUCAAAAAUGCAGGAGAGUAACCUCAAGAUGAAGAAGAAGCUGAACCAGUUGGCACUGCUGACAAAAGUCCGGUGUCGUAUGAUUGAAGCCGUGAAGGCGCGACGGGCACGUAAAGCAGCGGAGACUAAAGCGAGACAGGAAGCGGACAGAAAUGCGCGCGUGUCUCGGGAUAUGAGGAAGAGGUGUGGAGGAUGGAGUGACGUGACGGAAGAGAGUGGGAGCUACUCGUACGAUGAUGGGGAAGACAGCCAUAUCGAAUUCAGCAACAUCACGGGGUCGAGCUCUGAAGAAGAGGACGAGAUGAGGAAAAGUUACGAGUGUCACAACAAUGCGCAGACUUCCGGCAGCUCGCCACGGGAAGUGCAAAAGAUUGGGCUUAUCAACGAGUUACAUGAGCGUAUUGGGCUCCCGCAGAUUGACCAUUUCCGCAAGUUUGAGCCUCUGACAAGCGACUUAACAACGUACAAAAAACAGGCCCAACUACAGGCUGAAUUGGAAGCAGCCAAGCAAGAAUCAAUCAAGCUGCAAGCUGCGGUGGAGGAAAUGGAAAAGAGUCUACGGCUUGCCGAGGAGCGUUCAAAGCAGCUGUCGAUGAGAUUGGAGGAGCAGAAAGCACGAGAGUUUGCAGGGGCACAGAGCCAACUUGAGCGUCUGCGGGAAGAACUUGAGAUGGAGCGGCAGCGGUCUCCUUCUUUUCACAGCGGACUGCCAAGUCAGGAUACGUCCAAGGUUACAAACCCUGGCAGCAGCAAAAGUAUCAAAGACUCUAGAGCGAUGAGCCAACUUCGGUCAUCGCUUUACAAGGUCUUCUACGGACACGCAGAGCAACACUGUCGCGCCAAGAAUGGGUCUACUCGACACGCAUCGAUACAUCAUACUUCGUAUGUGAAUGCCGAGGACUCUUUGCAUCAUACACCAACGAGCUCGGAGCACAGUUCUCUGGAACAGUCUUUCGAGAUGGACGAGGAGGAACUCGAAGAAGACGAGGAUGGCGGCAUUUGGCUCUAA